Messenger RNA from Seriola aureovittata, 1990 nucleotides. RefSeq names its product odorant receptor 131-2-like. NCBI's taxonomy places the organism in Eukaryota, Metazoa, Chordata, Actinopteri, Carangiformes, Carangidae. The transcript has 4 exons. Gene Ontology annotation, molecular function: G protein-coupled receptor activity. Bases 1 to 960 code for a protein of 319 amino acids. Gene Ontology annotation, cellular component: membrane. The record is from RefSeq and is a predicted model, not a curated record. Gene Ontology annotation, biological process: G protein-coupled receptor signaling pathway.
AUGAAUUCAAGCAGACGUAUGGACAGCCUGAAUGAUGCUUUCUCAAAGAACUUCAUCACCUUUGCUCUCGGCUUCCUCAUCAACUGCAUCAAUGGAGCUUUUGUCUACAUUUACUUUAAGAGCGAGGUCUUCCAGCGAGACCCCAGGUAUGUGCUAUACAUCCAUCUGGUGAUCAACGACAUGAUUAUGCUGACAGUUUCUGUGGCCUUGCAAAUCAUGAUCUACACCAUUCCCCUGAACUUCGCACCUUGCUGCAUCAUGCUGCUCAUCUUAAUCACUACCAACAAGAACAGCCCUCUGAACCUGGCUGGCAUGGCGGUGGAGCGUUAUAUUGCUGUUUGCCGACCUCUUCAUCACGUCCAGAUGUGCACUGUGCAGCGGGCCUACGCUCUGAUCGCACUAAUCUGGGGCGUCUCCAUCAUUCCCGCCCUCACAGAUAUCAUCAUCAUCCUCGCCACCCAGCCUCCCUCUGUCUACUCAAGGACUGUCAUCUGUUACCCUGCCUAUUUGUACAGCACAGCGCACCACAAGGCUCAGAGUGUGGUUGUUCAGACCCUUCUGUUUUCCUUCGUCGGCCUGACUCUGAUCAUCACCUACCUGAAGGUCCUCUGCGCUGCCCGGGCCGUCUCUGGUUCAAACAAGGACUCGGCCAGAAACGCCCGCAACACUAUCCUGCUGCACGGAGUCCAGCUCCUCAUCUGCAUGUUGUCAUUCAUCUCCCCCCUCAUCACCGUCAUCCUACUCACCACCUGGCCCCGUGAGCGCACCAAGAUCCUCUUCACCACCUUCCUGUUUACCAACGUGCUUCCUCGUCUGCUCAGUCCUCUCAUCUACGGAGUAAGAGACAAGAAGUUCAGCAGCCACAUCAGGCUGCACUUCUUCUGUAAAUGCUGCAACUCUGUAGAAAAGAAAGUGAACCCAGUGGGACCAUGGAGAAGGUCCAAACAGGUGCUACAGUGAAUCACCUAUAAGACUGUACCUUUAAUUCAGCAUGCUGUAGACCAUGAAAUAUAAACACCACAGAUCACACCACACAAGCUGAUUUUGGUGUGAACUGAAAUCAAUGUUUGUCAGAGCACAGUCAGUAAUUAUGUAAAAUAUACAUUAUUUUUUUAAUGCCCUGUUUGCUUUGACUUUAGACCCAAAUGUUACUUUCAAAAGAUUUUUGUUUUUUAAAAAAAAUGAUUGAAAAAAAAGUAUAAUUAUUUAGAAAUGUAUAUGAACUGCAGUAUAAUGUCGACCAGCUAAAUACAAACUGCUUCAGAAUACUGGAGUUUUUUCUGUUUUUCUGUUUCUGUUUUUCUGUCAGCUCAAGGUGCAUAAAGAAACGCUUUAAAAAUUCAGCUGCUAUAAUCAUCAUUAGAAAAACUGAAUUUGUUCAUUUCACACUACAAAAACAACACUAAGAAUCAGCAACAGUUUAACUGUCAGCACCAACCUCAUAUGAAAAAGGACAGAAUAAGAGAAAAGAUAACAGAUUUUUGUCGUGUGGCUCUGCUUCAUGAAGUACAUGUUUAUGGGAUGUGAUGGGACCUGUGGAGCUACAUGUUCACAGUGAGAUGUAAAACCAGACUUUAACCACUAGAUGGACCAAUUAUCACAGACAUCACAGAAUAAUAAUAAAUAACUACAUUUCUGAAUAUAUGAGAGUUGUUAAGACUUUUUCAAAUCCUGGUCAGUAAAGUUGUGUUUUCUUUUUAUUUGUUCACAAAAAACUAAUUGUUGUGAUUUAUAUUUUUUAUAUAUUUUAUAUAAAAUAGUUUAUAUAGACAUUGAUGCAUUUCGUCUUUGUUUUUGUUUUGAUUUUUCUUUAUGAAAUUUAGCAGCCACUCGUUUAUGUAUCUAUGUUACCUGUCUCAUUUGUGUUACAUUCCUGAAUCCUUACCAAAUUAUACGUGAAAAUCAUGUCUUAUAAAACAUCCAUCAGGAAAAUGAAGUAAAAAAUGUGUUCACAAAAAUAUAUAUGAAUAAAUAAAUAAAAACAAACUCA